AUGAUACAGUAUCCCGAGAGUACUCACAUCGACUCUUUGGAGAUCAAGAUAAUGGAAGAACAAGCCUACUGCGCCCACAUCGAGGCUGAGCCAGAUGGCCAGCUGUGGAACGCCGACAUCAAGAAAUACUUGGAGAAGGGAGAAUACCCUCCAGAAAGCUUAGCAAAUCAGAAGAAGACUGUCAGAAGGCUAGCCAACAGUUUUUUCCUGAACAAAGAAGUAUUGUACAAAAGAACACCUGACCUAGGCUUACUCAGGUGUGUGGACACCGAAGAAGCUACAAUACUGCUAGGGGAACUGCACGUAGGAGCAUGCGGUCCUCACAUUAACGGAUUCGUCCUUGCAAAGAUAAUCCUAAGGACAGGAUACUACUGGAUGACCAUGGAGCAUGAUUCGUGCAGAGAUGCCAUCAAUGCCAGAUACAUGGGGAUUUAA
Messenger RNA from Lycium barbarum (goji berry), 435 nucleotides. RefSeq lists its product as uncharacterized. Bases 1 to 435 code for a protein of 144 amino acids. NCBI's taxonomy places the organism in Eukaryota, Viridiplantae, Streptophyta, Magnoliopsida, Solanales, Solanaceae. The transcript has a single exon. The record is from RefSeq and is a predicted model, not a curated record.